AUGAAAUACAUCCAACUACUGCUAGGUAGGGCUGGCUGCCUUAGUGUGAACAGAGUUGGCUUGUUUGGAGGGCUUGCCCUCCGUUGGCAACAUGGGAUGGAUAUAACGAUUCGUUCUUCACGCCAUGUCAUAUUGAUGCCAUCAUUGGAGUUUUGGAGCCAACUGCAUUUAGUGUACUGGUUUUUAUGGAAACCCAAAUAUGAUCUACACAAGCAUUCGUGGGAUCUGUUACGAAGGAUUGUAGGUGAUGUGAUUGGCCGAUGGCUGGUGGUUGGUGAUUUUAAUGAAAUCGUUGCGGCACAUGAGUAUUUAGGCCGUCUCACUUCUAAUUGUUUGAAUCAAAUUGAACUGCAGGCAAAGAAAGUAAAUUAA
Messenger RNA from Prunus armeniaca (apricot), 372 nucleotides. The record is from the annotation of a GenBank genome assembly. NCBI's taxonomy places the organism in Eukaryota, Viridiplantae, Streptophyta, Magnoliopsida, Rosales, Rosaceae.